This is a messenger RNA of Bufo gargarizans (Asiatic toad), 1384 nucleotides long. RefSeq names its product N-acylethanolamine acid amidase (gene NAAA). Gene Ontology annotation, molecular function: fatty acid amide hydrolase activity. The transcript has 11 exons. Gene Ontology annotation, cellular component: lysosome. The record is from RefSeq and is a predicted model, not a curated record. Gene Ontology annotation, biological process: fatty acid metabolic process. NCBI's taxonomy places the organism in Eukaryota, Metazoa, Chordata, Amphibia, Anura, Bufonidae. The coding region runs from base 79 to 1128 and encodes 349 amino acids.
CUGCCCUCUCCUCACAGGAGUACGUGCUCCGGUCUGGCACACUCCGGCCCGUGCACGGUGCCCCUGACAGCCCCAGGUAUGCUCGGGUUACACUUGCUGCUCUUCCUGGCACCCUGCUUGUCCCAUGCCCAAGACUAUGCCCCCCCUCGCUAUAACUUCAGCCUAGACUUGCCUCCUGUGCAGCGCUGGGAAGCCGUGCUGAAGAAUUACAACUACAGAGAAGUGAAGGCAGCCAUGGACUAUAUGCUGGAUGCAACGUUACCUAAAUGGGUACAUGCUAUCAUCCGUCCCCUGGCAGAGGUGGAACUGUAUUUUCUUGUUCGUGAGCCAUAUGCCGGAGAGAUAAAGGGAAUUGCCAGGACACUUGGAGUUAAUGUUGGCGAUGUAGUGGCCUUAAACCUAUGCUAUGAAGCUACAGCGUUUUGCACAAGUAUUAUUGCCCAGGAUGAUAAGGGAAAUAUUUACCAUGGAAGAAACUUGGAUUACUACUUUUCUGAUAUAUUAAAAAAACUGACCGUUGAUUUGGAUUUUGUACAAAAUGGGAAGGCUGUAUACACAGGAACAACCUUUUUGGGUUACGUUGGUCUGUGGACUGGUCAAAGGCCCUAUCAGUUUACUGUAUCUGCCGAUGCAAGAGAGCGUGGGCGUAAAAAUUGGUGGAAAAAUGCAAUUGCCGCUUUUUUCGAAAGAAGUUCUCCUGUCAGCUGGUUAAUAAGAGAUGCAUUGAAUGGUGACAAAGAUUUUGAGACUGCGGCUAUGCGACUCUCCAAGACACCAAUCAUUGCUGAGACAUAUUAUAUUAUGGCUGGCACACAGUCACAUGAGGGAUUGGUGAUCACCAGAAACAGAAAUGGACCUGCUGACAUCUGGCCUUUGGAUCCUUUAACUGGAGAAUGGUUUCGUGUAGAGACAAACUAUGACCACUGGACCACUCCACCUCCUGAUGAUGACCGAAGGACUCCAGCUAUAAAAGCUCUGAAUGCUACUGGGCAAGCGAACAUCAAUAUAGACACAUUAUACAAGGUCUUGUCGGUGAAGCCGGUGAUGAAUUUAAUUACCAUUUAUACAACAGUGAUGAGUGCCGCAACACCAGAGAACUACAAAACUCAAAUAAGAAAUGGAGUUUAAGUACUCUAGAGUAUGAAGAUCAUUCACCAACAGUCACUUUUUGUAAUGUGAACUUACCUCAGUCUACUAAAAAGCAAAUCUAAGGAAGUAGUGACCUAAAGCCUGCUGUUUCCACACCUCACAAAUAUUGUAUAUGAGCCAAGACCAAGCAGUGACAAAUUAUUUUUAAGGUGCUAAGAAACGAAUAAAAUUGUCACUCUUUUGGUAUCUUUUACCUAUUGUGUGAAAAAUAAAGAUGCUGUAAUUUAGUACCCUG